Molecule: messenger RNA, 573 nt
Organism: Cavenderia fasciculata
Lineage: Eukaryota; Evosea; Eumycetozoa; Acytosteliales; Cavenderiaceae
Exons: 2
Coding region: 1-573 (190 amino acids)
Source: RefSeq, a predicted model, not a curated record
AUGGACUCAUUAUUUAAAUCAUAUGAAGAUGAUAUGAAGAAAUCAUUAAACACUCUAGAUACAUUAUUAAAUACUAUAAAAUCAUGUACUGAUAAUCAAUCAAAACAAGAACCAAUUAAAAAAGCAGAGAUACUUAUUAAAUCGAUUGAUGAAGAUAUGGAGUCAUUAUCAAUGGAAGCAAAUAAUUUAAACAAGUCUAUAUCUACGUAUAGGGAGAGACUGAUGAAUGCAAAAACUUCAUUAAAACAAAUCAAAGGAUCGUUGGACUAUCAAAAUAAUAUGAAUCAUUUGAUGGAGGGUGGCAGUAGUGGUAGUAAAGCAAUGUCAAAUGACUUAAACACAAGAGAACGUAUGGAUAGAAUACAGAAAACAAUGGAAAGUGGAAAUAGAAUGAUUAAACAAUCAAUCAGUCAAGUACAAGAGAAUAUUCAAUUGACUGGAAACAUAAACAUGGAAUUGGCAGCUCAAGGUGAACGACUUAAAUCCUUUGACAAAAGAUUUGAUGAUAUUGAUGGACAAUUACAACAAGCUGAUAAAACUAUGAAAAAAAUGGAAAAGAGAUGGUUUGUUUAA